This is a messenger RNA of Trichoplusia ni (cabbage looper), 3317 nucleotides long. RefSeq names its product protein PFC0760c-like. Gene Ontology annotation, biological process: regulation of DNA-templated transcription. Gene Ontology annotation, molecular function: DNA-binding transcription factor activity, RNA polymerase II-specific; RNA polymerase II cis-regulatory region sequence-specific DNA binding. The coding region runs from base 49 to 3252 and encodes 1067 amino acids. The record is from RefSeq and is a predicted model, not a curated record. Lineage: Eukaryota; Metazoa; Arthropoda; Insecta; Lepidoptera; Noctuidae. The transcript is spliced from 15 exons.
CGAUCACAAAAUGAAAUUAUAUUGUGGAGAACAUCACAUAAAUGCAAAAUGCGUGAGAAAAGGAAAAAGAAAAAUGCAAAACCGACUCCGAAACAGACUUGCUACCCUUGUACAGAAUGUGGCAAGAAAUUCACGAGCUCAGCCCUUUGGAAAGCUCAUUCAAAGCUACAUACAACAGAAUACCCAUACAAGUGUGAGCUAUGUGAAUACACGUGUAAAAUAAAGAAGUAUUUAUCACGUCAUGUCAAGAAAGUCCACACGAAGCCUGUCGGUAAUCAAUGUACUGUUUGCGGUAAAUGUUUUCAUUUCGACUGUAAUUUGCAGAAACAUAUGAGAGUCCAUACAGGUGAAAAGCCAUACAAAUGUAAAGUGUGCGGCAAAGCGUUUAGUUCAUCUUACUCACUGUCUGGACACAAACUGAUACACACUGGUGAAAAACCAUUCCAAUGCGCUUUCUGCGACUACGCUUGCCGAGACAACUCGACUAUACGCCGACAUCAGGAAAGGCACAUGGGGAUCACAAAAGACUAUCCUUGUACGAUAUGUAAGAAGAGUUUCAAGAACAAGUCGUCUCUACAAAUCCACGUAGAUGAGGUACAUUUCGAUUUGGACACCCGGAAGAAUCCUUGCCAACAAUGCGACAAGUUAUUCAAAACUAAAGCGUCACUUAGAUUGCAUGUGAAAACAGUCCACAAUAAAGAUAAUCGUGUGAAAUGCGAGAUUUGCAACGCUAAAGUGACGAGGAAUAAUCUGAAAUCACAUAUGCGUCGCCAUGUUGACGUGAAGCCUUACAAGUGUAGCUUCAAGAAGUGCGGCAGAAGAUUCAAGCAUAAGGGUGACCUCAAAAAGCACUCCAUCACUCACUACCCCUCGCACCAAUACCAGUGUGGGUACUGUGAGAGAAGAUUCGCUCGCAGACAUCGUCUGAACCUACACGAGCGGCUACACAACAGCGGGCGGCGGGUCGAGUGCCACUACUGCGGGGUCACAUUUGCAACGAAAACAUAUCUUGGUCGUCAUAUAAAGAAAGCCCAUGGGCCCAACUCCAAAAAAUACAUUUGUGAUAUAUGUGAAAUUGUGACAUACACGCGAAAGGGUAUUAUUUUACAUGUCAAAUAUGGGCAUGGGACGGAAAAUGAGACAAUAUGUCGAAUCUGCAAUAAGGAUUAUCUGAAAUAUUUAAGUUUAAAAGAACAUUAUAUGAAAAGACAUAAUAUUAAAUACAGCUUGAUACCAAAAAAGAAAGAAGAUGAGGUUAUUAUUAAAGAAGAACCGUAUGAAUUGGAGAUCACAACGGACACAAACGCACAGACAGAUUAUAUAUACGAAGUGGAUAUGAAACAAGAAAAUACAGAAGUAGAACCCGACAUCUUAUCACCACAGCCCGCUUACCCCAUAGAUACUGACAGCAUAGCGUACUCUAGACAGGUUCUCUCUGAAGAUAUGUCCAGGUCUCUUCUAGAACGAGAGCGUCUUCUAGAAGAUGACGAGUUCUAUAUCGGACGGCUGGUCAAGAAGACGCGGGAUAGAGUACUACCAAAACAAAUAAUAGACAAGCGAAAAGAAGAGAAAGUAAAACGAAGCAUCGAGAAACUCCUCUCAGAAGCGAGGAUUCAAAGGGAGUGGAGAGAGAUUGAGAAGUUAAGGAGAGAAUAUAAUAAGAGAAUUAGAAUGGCAACUCACAUUGGGAAUAAGACAGAAAAUAAAUCUAUAAGAUACUUUAAGAAACCAGAAACCAAUACAAAUAAUAACAGAAAUAAUGAAGAAAAUGGAAAUGGUGAUUCAAUACCUAAUAGUAAUGAAAAUGGUGAUGAGAAUAAUACAAAUAAUGCAACUGAUGAAGCUGGUGAUGAAAAUUUUGAUGGUACUGGUGAUAAUAAUAACCGGAGCGAAGAAACUGGUGAUGGUAAAGUUAAUGAUGACGAUGAUGGAAAUUCUAUCGGUGAUGUUGAUGAUCAAAAUGAUAUAGAUUAUAGAGAGAGCGAUUCUGAAAAUGAUGAAGUCAAUAGAAAUAAAAUAACAUUUAACACGCAUCAGUGUUACAUAUGUUUUAAACUUUUCAAAACAAAAUCGGAUUUGAAACGACACUGCACAGAACAUUUCGAUAUAUGCAACGAGAAAAUGCUGAAGAAAUGCCCGUUUUGCGGAUACGUCACGAAUUUACAAAUAACAAGGCACAUUCGUCUAGUCCACAAUGUCUACAUAGAGUUACCAUACGCGAAAAUAAAAGAACGGACAAGCGGAAACGGAUCCAAAUAUGUUUUUCAUAUCGAUGACGGUUGUGAACUAGAAAUCAUUCCUAGUAUUAGCAAUUUAAAUAAAAUCGCGUCUAUGAAAAUUGACGAAAGUAAUCGUCAAAAGAAAAACGUGUUUUUAGGUAAAACGAAAUUAGUCAAAAAGGGAAAUGAUUGGAUUGUCGAGAAGCAACCGGUUAACUUAAAUAAUGACUAUCUUUUACCAGAGUUCUCGAAAGAUGAUUAUAAAAAGAUAAAAGAUAUAGGUAAUGGGUAUUUAAGUAGGAUAAAAAGUCUGAGUUUUUUAGCUAAAAAGAAAGGUCUGAAAAUGUUAUUUCCUUGCUACGGUUGUGAGAAAAUUUGCCUAUCAAUGUGUGCUUUAAAACUACAUAGUCGGAAACACGAAAACAACCCAAAGGCAUUCAAACCAAAAGUCUGGAAAAACAAGAUUUUAAACUGUUAUAAUAGUAAAAAUAUUAAAAAGAAAAAAUCACAAAAAGUUAUCACACCAAGAAUUAAAGUUAAAGAUAUAAAUUUUGAUGUCAAUAAUAUCAGAGAAGUUGGCGGUAAAAAGUUAAAUAUUAACAGCGCGGUUAGUUUAACUUUUAACAAUCAGGCAAAACCGAAUCCGGUUAAAAAUAAACAUCGAUGCGACAAAGAGUUAAUUGAAUUUUAUGAUAAUAAUAUCAAAGGCGGAGAUAUUGAAUUUUGGCAGUUUUUGAAAAUAUUUAACAAAAUGGGCAGAGAAAAUAUUAACGACUUUCAAGAUCUAGAAAACAGAACAGAUUUCGGUAUGCAUAAAAUGUAUAAUAGUAACACCGAAGUUAAUACUAAUAAUAUUAAAGCUAGCAACACUACUGAUAAUGUUGCCAGUGUGAAAACCAAAGGUGGUUUAAGAAAAGUGGUUAGAAAAGGUAAAAAUAAGUUUACGAGAGCUAUAAUGAUUAGUAAAAAGGAAUAUUUGAAAAGGAAUCAAAUUAAAGAUGAAAUGCGGAAAAGAUUAAAAGAUAGUCAAUAGUCACGUGUUUUUAAAUAAACCUGUGCACCAAUUCUGAUAUUUAUAAUGGCCGAUAAAUGAAUAGA